UGGUGAAUCCGCGAUCAGCCUUCGUGCAUGGGUGACCUCAGACCGUUCAACGUCAACAAUGACGGUACAUUUUCCCGAGAUACCGCCUUCCAGAUAAUCAAGAAAACAGGAUCUAACGCUUCGCUGAGAUUCAGCCAGGGCGCUCUGAUUGCUGCAUCAGCUGGCAGCGUGACCGUGUCCGUUUGCAUGGCUCAGUUAACAGUGCAGCACCAUCAUAUCUCACCGCAGAGGCCAAAUGAUGCAGCACCGUCGAAGACAGAUGCUAAAUUAGAGGAAAUUAAUAACACGUACCACUGUCGACUAAGGUGUUGCUUAUUUUUCUGUAUCUGAGCGUUAAAGUUCCUCGCAAUUUCCGGCUCCUGGAAGAGCUGGAGGAAGGCCAGAAAGGUGUGGGAGAUGGGACGGUGAGCUGGGGUCUGGAGGAUGACGAGGACAUGACCUUAACACGAUGGAGAGGGGUGAUCCUCGGCCCUCCUAGAACAAGCUAUGAAAACAGGAUGUACAAUCUGAAGGUUGAAUGUGGGCCAGGAUACCCAGAGUCGCCACCGUUUGUCAGAUUUGUGACAAAGAUAAACUUGAAUGGUGUGCACACCUCCAACGGUGUGGUUGACAUGCAUGCGGUGACUGCACUGGCCAAGUGGCAGAACUCCUACAGCAUCCGGAUGGUGCUGCUGGAGCUGCGACGGCUCAUGACAUGCAAGGAAAACAUGAAGCUUCCUCAGCCACCUGAGGGCCAGAUCUACACCAACUGAGCCCCUGCUACUUUUGCCUCCAUCUUUCCCCCACCCUCCCCCAACUCUUCUGUCUUGCUUUCAUCCCUUUAUCCCCAUCAUCCGCCAUGUGACAUUCCACCUCCUGCCAACACCUUGGCUGAGCACGCACGCACACACACACACGCACGCACACAAACGCACGCACACAGGUAUACAAUAACAGGUACAUGCAGAGAUACGUAGACACACACACACACACACACACACACACACACACAACUGUAUACACACUUAUUGAGCAUUCAUGAAAGUCAUUCCAGGCCCCAGCCCCCUCCCUCUCCCAUCACUGGAGUUCUGGGUGGACUUGAAUUGACGAGGCAGGCGGAGUCCUCAGUCCACACCAGAUAUGAUCAUUCGAAUACUGUACAUCUUACUAAUCUUUUUUUAUUAUUAUUUGUUAAAAAAUGCAGAUUGUACAAUAACAUAAAUAAUCUUAUUGAGUGUA
Molecule: messenger RNA, 1218 nt
Organism: Xiphias gladius (swordfish)
Lineage: Eukaryota; Metazoa; Chordata; Actinopteri; Istiophoriformes; Xiphiidae
Product: ubiquitin-conjugating enzyme E2 variant 1-like
Exons: 4
Coding region: 435-752 (105 amino acids)
Biological process (GO): DNA damage tolerance; protein K63-linked ubiquitination
Cellular component (GO): nucleus
Source: RefSeq, a predicted model, not a curated record